Messenger RNA from Sinocyclocheilus grahami, 1476 nucleotides. Its product is annotated as methylmalonic aciduria type A homolog, mitochondrial-like. Gene Ontology annotation, molecular function: GTP binding; GTPase activity. The record is from RefSeq and is a predicted model, not a curated record. Gene Ontology annotation, cellular component: cytoplasm. NCBI's taxonomy places the organism in Eukaryota, Metazoa, Chordata, Actinopteri, Cypriniformes, Cyprinidae.
UUUGGAGAAACGGUGAGAUACAAGACUGUUUCCCUUAUUAAUCAAUCUGCCCAAAUGAAGACAGAACCUGAACCACAGAUGGGCUUAAAACGAUAGAGAGACGGUUUAAGGAAACUUGGCAAGCUUUGAUGAUGUUUUCUAUUCCAGAUUUUCAGUUUGUUUACCUGUCUUGUCUGAUUCAAUGAACACGCUGUCAUUUCUGUGAUCGGACUGAUCAUAUAAUUUACAAUUUACCAUGCUUUAUGAUGGACUUAUCGGAGGUCAAAGGGCAGCUCUUGCUGAAUCUAUAACCAUUGUGGAGACCCAGCAUCCAAGGAAGAAAGAGUUGGCCCAGGUUCUGCUUCAAAGAAUGCUGGCCUUCCGUCAGGAGCUGGAGAAACGCAAUGGUGGAAAUCCAGUGGCCUUCAGAGUGGGACUGUCUGGUCCCCCUGGCGCUGGAAAGUCUUCAUUCAUUGAGGUCGUUGAGAAAAUGCUGACAGGAAGAGGACAUAAAGUGUCAGUAGUGGCUGUGGAUCCUUCUUCGUGCACAACUGGAGGCUCACUGAUGGGGGACAAAACACGAAUGACAGAGCUCUCCAGAGACAUGAACGCUUACAUCCGUCCAUCUCCCACAUCAGGAACCCUCGGUGGUGUGACAAGAACCACCAACGAAGCCAUAGUCCUCUGUGAGGGUGCAGGCUAUGAUAUUGUAUUAGUGGAAACCAUGGGUGUUGGUCAGUCUGAGUUUGCUGUGGCUGACAUGGUGGAUAUGUUUGUGCUGCUGAUCCCACCAGCAGGGGGCGAUGAACUACAGGGAAUAAAAAGAGGAAUUAUUGAGAUGGCUGACUUGGUGGUGGUCACAAAAUCAGACGGUGAAUUGGUUGUUCCAGCACGGAGGAUACAGGCAGAAUACACAAGUGCCCUGAAGUUACUAUGAAAGAAGUCCAAAGUCUGGAAACCGAAGGUGGUCCGCAUAUCUUCUCAGACGGGGCAGGGUGUGCCUGAGCUGUGGAAUACCAUGCUACAGUUCCGGGAUGCAAUGCUGAGCAGCGGGGAGCUCCCAGUCCACCGGCAAACUCAGCAGAAGGUGUGGUUGUGGAAUCUGAUCCAGGAGAACGCUCUAUGCCACUUCCAGCAGCAUCCAGCGGUACGUGCUGAGCUCCCAGAGAUGGAACGAAGGGUCACGUGUGGAGAUAUAUCACCCGGCCUUGCUUCUGACCUCCUUCUGAAAGUUUUCUCCACCAUACAGUGAAGGAAUGCCGUUCCAUGGGAAACUAUAAGUCAAGGCAUAUUGGAAAGAUAUAAUAGAAAGAUUGAGUCUUACAACAUUUUGUUUCUUUUUAUUGUGUUUCAUCUGGUUUAAAAGGAUUUUAAUAACUGAUGGCAUUUGAUGAUUAUUGUAGGUGAGAUGACCGUUUCUGUAUUAUCUUGCACAGUUGGUAAAAUUGCAUUUAAAGAAAAGGAAAUUAAAUGAUUAAUAAUGUUUACACCCUAUGA